Molecule: messenger RNA, 1845 nt
Organism: Dromiciops gliroides (monito del monte)
Lineage: Eukaryota; Metazoa; Chordata; Mammalia; Microbiotheria; Microbiotheriidae
Gene: DDX39B
Product: DExD-box helicase 39B
Exons: 11
Coding region: 357-1643 (428 amino acids)
Biological process (GO): mRNA splicing, via spliceosome; mRNA export from nucleus
Molecular function (GO): RNA helicase activity; ATP binding; RNA binding
Source: RefSeq, a predicted model, not a curated record
CCGCUGGAGGGAUUGGGAAGGGCGCUGCUCUCCUCUUCAGCGGGGAUAUUUGUGAGCACCCUAGUGUAGGGAGAUUGCAAAUUAUUGUCCAGAGCAACACUCUCCAUGGAGCCUUUACUCCUGGAUCGCCUUAUGAACAGUUGGGAGGGGCAGGUUUCUGGGCUCAUUUUCUAUAAACUGCCAACAGGUCUCUCCCCGCUCCUCCUUCCUCACUGGAUUCAAGCCAGUAAAAGCUCUCAACUCUGAAUCCAGUGUCUUCAUCUUCCCCUGCUGCUCCCUGAAUCUCUACCACCCCAGCUUCUGUGCACCAAGUUUUCCCAGAGCUUAUCUAGACAUCCCCUUCCCCUCACCUAGCAAUGGCAGAGAAUGAUGUGGACAAUGAACUCCUGGAUUAUGAAGAUGAUGAAGUGGAGACAGCAGCUGGGGGGGAUGGAGCUGAGGCCCCUGCAAAGAAAGAUGUGAAAGGUUCCUAUGUUUCCAUCCAUAGCUCUGGCUUCCGUGACUUUCUACUUAAGCCAGAGUUGCUCCGGGCCAUUGUAGAUUGUGGCUUUGAGCAUCCAUCUGAAGUCCAGCAUGAGUGUAUUCCUCAGGCCAUCUUGGGAAUGGACGUCUUAUGCCAGGCAAAGUCAGGCAUGGGAAAGACAGCUGUGUUUGUGUUGGCCACGCUGCAGCAGCUGGAGCCAGUCACUGGUCAGGUUUCUGUGCUGGUGAUGUGUCACACUCGAGAGCUGGCCUUUCAGAUCAGCAAGGAGUAUGAACGCUUCUCCAAAUACAUGCCUAAUGUCAAGGUGGCGGUGUUUUUUGGCGGUCUAUCAAUAAAAAAGGAUGAGGAGGUGCUGAAGAAGAACUGUCCACACAUUGUCGUGGGGACCCCGGGCCGUAUUUUAGCCCUGGCCCGAAAUAAAAGCCUCAAUCUCAAACAUAUUAAACAUUUUAUCUUGGAUGAGUGUGACAAAAUGCUCGAACAACUCGACAUGCGUCGGGAUGUCCAGGAAAUUUUCCGCAUGACCCCCCAUGAGAAGCAGGUCAUGAUGUUCAGUGCCACCCUGAGCAAAGAGAUCCGCCCUGUCUGCCGCAAGUUCAUGCAAGACCCAAUGGAGAUCUUCGUGGAUGAUGAGACGAAGCUGACGCUGCAUGGGCUGCAGCAGUACUACGUGAAGCUGAAGGACAAUGAGAAGAACCGAAAACUCUUCGACCUCCUGGACGUUUUGGAGUUUAACCAGGUGGUGAUCUUCGUGAAAUCUGUGCAGCGCUGCAUUGCCCUGGCCCAGCUCCUAGUGGAACAGAACUUCCCUGCCAUUGCUAUCCAUCGUGGGAUGCCCCAAGAGGAGAGGUUGUCCCGGUAUCAGCAGUUCAAGGAUUUCCAGCGUCGUAUCCUUGUGGCUACUAACUUGUUUGGCCGGGGCAUGGAUAUUGAACGAGUAAACAUCGCCUUCAACUAUGAUAUGCCAGAGGACUCAGACACCUACUUACACAGGGUGGCUAGGGCAGGCCGGUUUGGUACAAAGGGUUUGGCCAUCACAUUUGUAUCAGAUGAAAAUGAUGCCAAAAUCCUCAAUGAUGUCCAGGAUCGCUUCGAGGUCAACAUCAGUGAACUGCCUGAUGAGAUAGACAUUUCUUCCUACAUUGAGCAGACUCGGUAGAGGCCUUGGCCUGUCCUUGGAGUAUGAUACCCUCUCCCUCCCCAGGAGCUGAACACUCGGGUGCGGGGGUGAAGGAGACACUACUGCCACCUACCCCCAGCCUCCCGCCCCAUGGCCCUGUUCAUGUCAUCCCCCAAACUCCCUUAUUGAUUUGCCCUGUCGGAUUUUUUUUUAACAAAACUAAAAAUGAAACAAAAAAGCA